This is a messenger RNA of Bombus pyrosoma, 5126 nucleotides long. RefSeq names its product ionotropic receptor 25a (gene Ir25a). Gene Ontology annotation, molecular function: transmitter-gated monoatomic ion channel activity involved in regulation of postsynaptic membrane potential; glutamate-gated receptor activity. The transcript is spliced from 6 exons. The coding region runs from base 1909 to 4680 and encodes 923 amino acids. Gene Ontology annotation, biological process: monoatomic ion transport; synaptic transmission, glutamatergic; modulation of chemical synaptic transmission. NCBI's taxonomy places the organism in Eukaryota, Metazoa, Arthropoda, Insecta, Hymenoptera, Apidae. The record is from RefSeq and is a predicted model, not a curated record. Gene Ontology annotation, cellular component: plasma membrane; postsynaptic membrane.
AUAAAAAAGUAACUAUCUAGUAAUUUUUUAAAUAUUCAAAAUAAACUGCAACUUCUUGCGCAUGCGCGAAGCGAGACCUUUCCUCCAUGUUGAUCUUUUUCAACUCAAUUGACGCAAUAUAAAAUAUGACCGUGGUCCGUGGUUUCCCAUGUUUCCAGUUUUCAAUAUGUAUACGUGUGAGUGUCUAGAGCUCAUAUUUAUUUAGUAUUUAGAGCUGUUAUAUGACCCUUUCCUCAUUUUUAUUUUACUUUAGAGCCCAAAAAUUAUUGACUUCUUUUUGUAAUUUUGUAAUCGCGCAAGGUUAAAGGCGUGAAAUCCGCUGGUUCAAAAGUUAUGACUAUGUAAAACCAGAGAAUUUCGAAUCGCCGGCUAUCAACUUUCCAAACAUUUAAUCAUUCAUUCAUGAAAUAACAGCUCGGUCUACCAUAAUGUUGUCACGGAAAUGGUUACCACCAAUAAACAAUUAUAACUCAAAUUUGAAUAUUAGUUAAACAAUUUUUUGUCAUCAUGUAUAAAUAUGUAGCUAAGUUUUCCCCGUUAAAGUAAAAGCUUAGCAAGAACAUAUUCGUCCGCGAGUUUAUCAUUGGCUGCAUUAAUUACUCGAAAUCGAGGCUCCUGUCUUAACCACAAAUUUUAUGAUUUUUGUCAUACGCAACUGCAAUCGGAGUACAUACAGUGCCAGGCUCUUAAGCUACAAAGAUUAAUAACGUUUUAACGACAAGACUUUGACGUUAAAAAACGUCUUAGCAACGGUAUGGAAAGAGAAACCUCAGCUUCGGCUGGAAAACGGGCACUUAAAGCUACUCCUUGGAACAAACAUUUACGUUCCCAUUGUAAAUACCCAAAUGUAUGCUGUAAAUUGAAUGUAACAAUUGCAACUGUAGAUAAAGAUGGUUUCAGAUACGUGUUCGUACCUACUACUUUAUCGACCCUUAUUUAGUUUGCUGAUUAUUUCGGAGAAACGCGCCAGCAGUCGCAUGUUAGUAGGACAAGUCAGCGGUUGAUCAGGCGCGGCAAUUAUAGGGCGCUGUUGUUACUACUAGAGUUUAAAACUUUCAUUUCUUCCUAUGCUUGCUUAUUGCUUUCUUUCAGAGUUAUUUGACUGCCUACCUAAAAGCUAUGAAAAUUUUGAUAUUAAUAGAAAGAAUUCGAUGGAGGAUUACCAGGGAACAUCUAGACAUAAAGCUACAGCCAUGCCAAGAGACAAACGGACAAAAGUAAAAAACGAGCAACGAAUACAAACCGGUUCUAUCAAGUGGUUACGAUCGUUAGUCACGAAAAUAUCGAUAUCACAUCAAACUGAAAGUUUCAACAAUACAUAUUCAACAAUAUAUAUACGACGAGAUAAAACUAACGACCGACCGGUCAAUUACGAGAUAACGGGGGCUGAUGGCACGCGAUGUACGACAUGCAAAUUCUUCGCGGUAACUCCAACAUCGUACGCGUCUACUACUCCUUUCGCAGCAAUGUAAAACGAACGACGAUCGAGAAUUUUGUCGAAAAAGUAACAAAAGGGAACGAAAAGACAAGUUGCGUUGAUAGGAAGAAUUGAUUGGGUCAUCCCCGCGGCAACCAAUGGGCAAACACAAAUGAAAUGGAGAGGAAGUCUGGCUAUGGGUUUCGAGACUACCCUCAGUUGCUUGACCGAUUUCCGCACGCGAUAUCCCCAUCUCGAGACACAUCACGUACACGAUCGAAACCAACCCGAUUAUCGGUCAGUUACUUAUCGUAAGGAAAUUAACUGCAAUUUUAACGCCGUAUUUUUUUCUUAUACCCAAUAAUCAUUUCGACUAACUUUCAAAGAAAUUGGAGAAUAAUAUAAAAGAAGAAAGACGAAUCAUGGAGGUUUUGUAAAAGACGGCCUUAAAAACUGAUUAUUAUUAGAGUUAGUUUUUUUGUAUUCUCGAAAUGAGGCUCGUGGGAUUUACGAUCGUCAUGUGUGGAUUCCUCGGAUUUUGCGGUGAAUCAGCGGUUUACGCGCAGGGAAACGUCGUGGGAAAUCGAGGAUCUACGAAUACAAGAGCUGUUAAUCUUUAUCUUAUUAACGAUGAAGCCAACAAAGUAGCAAACAGUAGCAUAAUAGCGGCGUUAGAGACAAUCAAAGAAAAAUACCCGAAUUAUUUGGGCGAGGUUUGGAGCGUUCAAGUGAAUGAAUCUGACGUCAACGAAACUCUCGAUCGUAUCUGCAAACCUUGGGAUUCGGCUGUAAAAAAAGGAGGAACCAGAGUUCCAGAUUUAGUGAUAGACACGACGACAGCCGGUUUAGGGGCCAAAAUAUCUAACUCAUUCACAGCUGCUUUGGGAAUCCCCACGUUAUCCGCUCAAUACGGUCAAGAAGGAGAUCUUCUAUACUGGAGGAACUUAAACACAGACCAGGAAUCCUAUUUGAUUCAAGUGAUGCCUCCGACAGAUUUAAUACCAGAAGUAAUCAGACAAUUGUGUAUUCAGUUGAACAUAACAAACGCUGCGAUUCUGUACGAUCAUAAUUUCGUCAUGGAUCAUAAAUAUAAAAGUCUGUUGUUGAACGUGCCAACGAGACACGUGAUCAACGAAGCUUCUCAGCAAGUAAUGGAAAUGAGAACACAGUUACCUCGCUUACGAGAUUUGGAUAUAGUGAACUAUUUCAUUCUUGGUGAUGAAAAUACCAUCAAUAUAGCUCUGGAAGCGGCAGAAGCUUUAAACUUUACUGGCAAAAAGUACGGUUGGUUUUUAUUGACUCCGGAACUCAACGUUUGGCCGAGAUGCGAGUGUAGAAAUAUGAACAUCCUCUUCAUGAAGCCAGAAUUUAAUAAGAAAAGCCCAAUAGAGUCGUCUUUGUCAAAACCGAUUAUUUCUUCCGCAUUUUAUUAUGAUUUAAUACAAUUAGGCGUUCGGGCAAUGAAAUCGGCCUUGGAUGACGGAGAAUGGCCAGUAGAACCUAAGCAUAUCACAUGUGACAAAUACGAUAAAACUAAUACCCCAGAAAGGAAGGUGAACUUUUUUAAUAGGUUAAAGGAAACUUAUAAAAACAUGACACCGACUUAUGCUGGAAUUAAAUGGGGAUCGAAGAAUGGUGAACACCGGGCCAAGUUCGAGAUGUCUAUUAAUUUAGUGGACAUAAAAGAUGGGAUUGUUUCAAACACUAUCGAUAGUGGAUCUUGGAACGCGAGCAUCUCCGCACCAUUGCAGAUAACGAAUAACGAAGUGAUGAAUACCACAGCGGUGAAGAGCUACCGUGUAGUCACCAUAAUUCAUCCGCCAUUCGUAAUGUACAACGAAGUAAACGGCACGUAUUACGGUUUCUGCAUCGACUUGCUGGACGAGAUUAAAGACACGGUAGGCUUUCAGUACGAAAUACGAGAAACGGAGGACAAACGAUAUGGAAGUUUAAAUCCGAAUGGGAGUUGGAACGGAAUGAUGAGAGAGCUGAUCGACAAACGAGCUGAUAUCGCUCUAGGAUCAGUCUGGGUCACAGCGGAGAGGGAGAGGGUGGUCGAUUUCACGGUGCCUUACUACGAUCUGGUCGGUCUGUCCAUCAUGAUGUUGAAAACGAAAACAACCAGCUCGUUAUUCAAAUUCCUCACGGUAUUGGAGAACGAGGUAUGGUUCUGUAUCCUGGCCGCUUACCUCUUUACCAGCGUCUUGUUGUGGAUCUUCGACCGUUGGUCUCCGUACAGCUAUCAGAACAAUCGAGAAAAGUACAAGAACGACGACGAGAAAAGAGAAUUCAAUUUAAGGGAGUGUUUCUGGUUUUGUAUGACUUCCCUGACACCACAGGGUGGUGGAGAGGCUCCCAAAAAUCUUUCUGGACGACUGGUCGCUGCUACUUGGUGGUUAUUCGGAUUUAUAAUCAUCGCAUCGUACACGGCGAAUUUAGCUGCGUUUCUGACAGUGUCCAGGCUAGAGAUUCCAAUCGAAACGUUGGAGGAUCUCAGUAAACAGUAUAAAAUUCAAUAUGCGCCGGUGAUAAAUUCUUCAGCUUAUAUUUACUUCAAGAGAAUGGCUGCCAUUGAAUGGAAAUUCUAUGACAUCUGGAAGGAAAUGAGCCUUAAUGAUAGUCUGUCAGAUGUAGAGAGGGCAAACUUGGCAGUGUGGGAUUACCCUGUUAGUGACAAAUACACGAAAAUGUUGCAAGCCAUGGAAGAGGCUGGAUUUCCAGCUUCCACCGAAGAAGCGCUACGACGAGUUCGGCGUCUUGAUUCGACUAACGAGUUUGCUUAUAUAGAAGAUUCAACGACCAUUAAGUAUCUUACUAUGACGAACUGUGACCUGGUCCAAGUAGGCGAAGAUUUUUCGAGGAAGCCUUACGCGAUCGCCGUUCAACAGGGAUCGCCAUUGAAGGAUCAGUUUAAUAAUGCAAUUUUGAUACUAUUAAACAAGAGGAAAUUGGAGAAAUUAAAGGACACAUGGUGGAAGAAGAACCCUGACAGAAAAGACUGCGAUGCAGAAAACAGUCAAAGUGACGGUAUAAGCAUUCAAAAUAUCGGAGGAGUAUUCGUUGUUAUAUUUCUAGGUAUUAUUUUUGCUUGUUUCACUUUGGCCUUUGAAUACUGGUACUACCGACACCGUACGAAGAUCACGAAGAUUAAUCUAAACAACACAACCAAAGGGAAAAUCACACAAGUAAAACCACUCAGAUUCAACUUACAGCCGGCGCCUACGCACGGUUUUCAGAAUAGCCAACUCAGACCAAGAUUUUGAAUGUGUCUGUGAUAAAAAAAAAAAAGAUAUUCAUGAAUCGAUCAUCGCGUAUUACAGAUAUAUCACCUCAAUGUUAAUAUUUACCGUUGGUUAAUGUUCAAUAAAAACAUAAAAAGACGAUGGACAAAAAUAUCUAAAAAAUUAACAAUUUUUUUUAUUACAGAAGAAAGUCUGGACUAGAAUUAUAAAUGACAUAGAGCUUCAGCGUUUGCAAUGCCUUUAUUUGGUUACUCCCUUUGCGUACAUUACUUCGCGCAGAGAAUACAUUAUUCGGAUAUUCUUUCGUUUCUUUUCCCUCAUAUUCCGUUCACUUUCUUCGCAUCACAAUUCACGUACAUUGCUUGUCAUUUUAACUAACCUUCCUCGCGACGUCUUAACAUAUCACCAUUUUUUUCUUUCUUUUUUUUUUUUUUAAAUAACGUUUUACUCACCCUUUUCCUUUCGCA